This is a messenger RNA of Saccoglossus kowalevskii, 3234 nucleotides long. Its product is annotated as exportin-4-like. Gene Ontology annotation, biological process: protein export from nucleus. The record is from RefSeq and is a predicted model, not a curated record. NCBI's taxonomy places the organism in Eukaryota, Metazoa, Hemichordata, Enteropneusta, Harrimaniidae. Gene Ontology annotation, cellular component: cytoplasm; nuclear pore. Gene Ontology annotation, molecular function: small GTPase binding; nuclear export signal receptor activity.
AACAAAAGAAACACACAAGAUGGCGGCCUCCGCGGCGAAUAUUCAAACUGAACUCGAAAAUGCCGCCCAAGUUAUUAUGGCGCCGCCAACAAUGGUUACUGUUGAACAAAGGCAUUCGGCUGAACAUGUCUUGUUGUCAUUCAAGAAAUCCAAAUCACCGUUUGCAACAUGUAAACACAUACUCGAAAGCAGCAAAGUUGAUUACGUUUUAUUCCAAGCUGCAUCAACCAUUAAGGAAGCUGUGGCCAGAGAAUGGUCUUUACUGGAUAUGUCCGAGGUGGAAUCUAUGAGAUCUUUUCUACUUAGAUAUGUUACACAGAAACCACAUUUACAGAGUUAUGUUCGAGAACAGAUUUUACAAGCGGUAGCUGUUAUCGUCAAGCGGGGCACAGUAGAUCACAAAACUACGGAACGUGAGGGAAUAUAUAACGAUGUCACAGAGCUGAUUGCAAGUGGUGAUUCCUCAUUGCAAUUGGUGGCGUGUUCCAUAUUAAUUGCACUUCUAAAUGAAUAUUCAAGUUCAAGUCGUUCCAGUGACGUUGGACUCAGCUGGGAAUUCCACGCCACUUGUAAAAAAGCAUUUGAGAACAAUGAUUUAAAGAGAGUAUUUUUAUUUUCAGUCCAAGUAUUACAUCAGUUUGCAAAUAAUGAUAUUUUAUCGCGGGAGACCACUGCUGUAUUUAAUAGAUUUUUAUCCAUAAGUGAGCAAGUACUCAGCUGGGAUUUUACUCACGCAAAUGUUUUAAGAAGAAACGUUGGAAGCUUUGACAGCAACCAGGGUACAUUUUUUAAGCCCAUCGCCACUUGGAGGGGCACCGUCUUAGAUCAAAAUUUAGUAGAUCUGUUUUUUAAGCUUCAUUUAAAAGUUCGUCAUAAUUCUGAGAUGGGUCACCACUCGCUACAAUGUCUCACACAACUAGCGUCACUGAGCGGGAAUAUAUUCCCUGAUGAGAAAACACAGUGCGAAUAUCUCGGCCGCUACAUACAAGGAUUUCUGCAUUUUAUAAACAGUGUUGAAGUUGCUGACCACGAAGCCUUGGGUAUUUCUAAUAUUAUAAAUAGAUUAGUUACAGUAUUUCCCAUUGGUGUGAUGGUCAGGUUACCACUGGAAUUAUUAGAUCCAUUUAUUCACACAUUAGCGGAACUUACCUGUCAGUUUGGGAGAAAAGCUGCUUUAGAAGAAGCUAUACACAAGGACGAUAUGAUUCACAUGGAAGCGUUUGACCAGUUACUCGAUGCCUGGACCACGUUAUUGAUGGAUACGCAGUAUUUUCAGUCUGGUUAUUUUAAACCGCACGCUAUGGAAGUGUUCAAUACUUACGUGCAAUGUCAUUUGGCAGUUCCAGAUGGAACAAGGAAUCAACUUGGAAACUUAUAUGAAGAUAUUCAUUGGCUGGUUCUUAUAUCAGGGUAUGUACUAGCUGAUGAGCCUCAGGGAGAGACCCCUCUCAUACCUCCUGAGAUAAUGGAAUAUUCCAUAGCAGAAUCACAGAAUGUGGAUAUAGAUACAACGUUGCGAGUGUUGGGAUCCCCUGGCGAAAAAGUAACGUCUAUUCCCAUGAGUGAGCAAUCUAGUGAUAAAGUAAUUAGGUUAAUAUCUGCUGUAUUCAGAUUAUCCGAAGUUGAACGGCGUGCCGUGAAUGCGCAGCUGACUUCACUGCUUAGUCCUCAAGUUGGUGCUACCACCAUGUGGUUCCUCAGAAGAUGGAGCUUGUCUUAUAUCAUGCCUAAUGAAAGAUACUAUACCCAGAUGAGUUUGCCCCUAGCAGUGGCAUUUGGUAGAGACACAGACGGUGCACAGUGGAGUAUAGGUUUUCUCGUCGAUAAGAUUGUAUCUAAUUUAUCAGUGUGGAGUGCCGAACAUGAUCUUUCCACAGACACGGUUAAUUUACUUGUAGCUCUAGUGCAACAAAAAGAAAGCCUCACUGCUCAACAUUCCCUUUUCACUGGGUUUCUCAGUCAGCAUAAAAAAGCUGUACUGCAACCAGUUCAGCAUCGAUUCAAUCAUUUACUCCAACAAGACAACUUUCAGAGGAUAUACCAAGAUGAAAACAUUAAAACCGAAAUUGUCACCCUGUUAUCGAUGUUAGAAGGUGCCAUCAUGGGUACCCGCAUUGACAACGUAUCCACUGUCUUUUCAUUCAGUCUUCCACUUUUAAAUGAAUGUGUAUCAUUACUUGGUACAUAUCAUAACUGUCCUGAAGUGGUUGUGGUUAUUUUAGAAGUGUUCACAGUGAUGGCUAAUCGUAUGAUAUGCUAUCUCUCAGAGAAUGAUACCAAUAAAGUGUAUGAUGUGUCUAUAAGUUUACUUCAAACAUAUUCUAAAUAUAAUACAGGAAAAAAGCAUUUUGAGAUCACAGCAGAGGAAGAUCAUUACCAAGAUAUUUCACUAAUGAUGGAGUUAUUAACGCAUUUACUGUCAAAAGACUUUGUUGAUUUUGGUAUUACAGAAGACAUUGCCUCUGGAGAAGGUGACCAGAUAUCAGCCAAUGUUUCCGCAGCUGACAUAGUAUUGUAUGGUUUAAAUAUCAUAGUUCCAUUAAUGAAUGCUGAGUUAUUGAAGUUUCCGACCCUCUGCAGUCAGUAUUACAAGCUUAUUUCAUUCAUUUGCGAAAUCUACCCAGAAAAAAUAUGCCAGCUUCCUGAACAGUUAUUUAAGAGCUUACUUGGAUCCAUAGAGCUUGGUCUUACAAGUUUUGGACUGGAAGUCACCAAGUUGUGUUUUGAUAGUAUAUCAGCUUUAGGUGAAUACGAGUACAAAGAACAUGACAAUAAUGUCCAACUUGUGGCAGCAACGCAGCACUUUUUAAAGGUCGUGUUUGAUAUCUUGUUGUACCAAAACUUUGACAUGGAACUUACAAGUCCAGCAUCGGAAGCUUUCUUUGCACUGAUGUGCUGCCAUCAGGUACAAUACAAUGAGCUUGUGCACAGCUUGGUAGGAAGUCAGACCGACCCCAGUUAUUACCAGCGUCUAGCAGAUGCAUUUAAUCAACUGACUCCACCAAAUGAACCUUUAGUCAUCAACAGACCCCAUAAACUGGCUUUUCUAAGAAAAAUGGAGACAUUCCUUGUGAAUGUGCGUGGCUUCCUUUGUGUGAAGUGAAUCAUGCAAGAUGCUUAAAAUCCAUCGCUAGAAAAUCGGCAGAUGACCAUCAAGAUAGUUUGCGGAGAUCAUUCAAACCUCCAAGUGGAUUUUAAUUUUUAAUUUUUAAACUUUAAUUUUACAACACCAGC